This is a messenger RNA of Trichoderma reesei QM6a, 1065 nucleotides long. It is a transcript of the gene gna2, whose product is annotated as G-Protein alpha subunit. Gene Ontology annotation, biological process: G protein-coupled receptor signaling pathway. The record is from RefSeq and is a predicted model, not a curated record. The coding region runs from base 1 to 1065 and encodes 354 amino acids. The transcript has 5 exons. Lineage: Eukaryota; Fungi; Ascomycota; Sordariomycetes; Hypocreales; Hypocreaceae. Gene Ontology annotation, molecular function: GTPase activity; GTP binding; G-protein beta/gamma-subunit complex binding. Gene Ontology annotation, cellular component: heterotrimeric G-protein complex.
AUGUGCUUUGGCGCCCGGAAUAAGAAUGAGGAUGGCGAGGCUCGCUCGCGGGAGGUGGACAAGGUCCUCCGCCAGGACGAGAAGCGCAUGGCAAAGGAAGUCAAGCUGUUGCUGCUCGGUGCUGGAGAAUCUGGAAAGUCUACAAUUCUGAAGCAGAUGAAGCUCAUCUAUGCCCAGGGCUUCAACAAGAGCGAAAGGCUAGACUUUAAGCCCGUCAUCUUCAACAACAUUAUCCAGUCAUUCAGGACCAUCGCCGAAGCCAUGGGCGAGCUGGGAAUCGAGUAUGAGUUUCCAGACAACGAGAAAAACAUGGCUCACAUCUUGGUCGACAACGAAAUCAGCCCCGACAGCGGAAUGCCCCAGGACUACCUAGAGCCCAUCAAGGCAUUGUGGAGAGACAGCGGCGUUUUGAAAGCAGUUUCCAAGGGCAAUGAAUACGCUCUGCACGACAACUUGACAUACUUUGUUACAGACAUUGACCGGAUAUGGGCCGAGGGUUACGUACCAAACGAUCAGGAUCUGCUGCGCUCUCGUCUGAGGACCACGGGUAUCACAGAAACCGUCUUUGAUCUCGGCCAGCUGACGUACCGCAUGUUCGACGUCGGUGGCCAGAGGUCAGAACGGAAGAAGUGGAUCCACUGCUUCGAGAACGUCAACUGCCUGCUCUUCCUCGUUGCCAUCAGUGGCUAUGACCAGUGCCUCGUGGAAGACAAGGACGGUAACCAAAUGAACGAGGCUCUGAUGCUGUGGGAAUCCAUCGCCAACUCCCACUGGUUCACCAUGACCUCCUUGAUUCUCUUCCUGAACAAGAUGGACCUCUUCAAGGAGAAGCUCCCCAAGAGCCCAAUUUCCAAGUACGGCUUCACCGACUACCACGGACCCGACGACGACUACAAGGCGGCCAGCAAGUACUUCCUCGACAAGUUCCGCGCGCUGAGCAGGAACCCCGAAAAGGAAAUCUACGGCCACUUUACCAAUGCCACGGACACGAACCUGCUGAAAAUCACAAUGGGCUCCGUGCAAGACAUGAUUAUUCAGAGAAACCUCAAAAAGUUAAUACUAUGA